Mangifera indica (mango) is the source of this 1536-nucleotide messenger RNA. RefSeq names its product protein ARV 1-like. The record is from RefSeq and is a predicted model, not a curated record. Gene Ontology annotation, cellular component: Golgi apparatus; cortical endoplasmic reticulum. The coding region runs from base 603 to 1274 and encodes 223 amino acids. Lineage: Eukaryota; Viridiplantae; Streptophyta; Magnoliopsida; Sapindales; Anacardiaceae. Gene Ontology annotation, biological process: intracellular sterol transport; sphingolipid metabolic process; regulation of plasma membrane sterol distribution. The transcript is spliced from 9 exons.
AACGUGGAGGCGUGCAUUUCUACAAGUACCUGCACUGCAAUCUGCAAAUCACGCUUGCUACACUACACCUCACCUACCAACCCUCCUUCAAUAUUACGUGGACCACUUUCGCUAGGCAUUUGAUCUCUAUUAUUUAUUUCAUUGAAUUACAUAAUUACAAAUUUCUCAUUCAUUCAUUAGUUUAUUAUUUAUUUUACACGUUAAAACCCUAAUUAUUACGUGAAAUUUGCCAACCAGCUGCCAUACUGUUUCUGAUCUAAUGCCACAAGCAAAACGUUUGUUUCCUGGUUACAAUGGCGGUUGGUGUUAAUUUAUAAUGAAUUGCACCGAACUCUCCUACCAGUCUCUUAAUCCCAAUCUCGAACUCAAUGAAUGAGGGGGCCAAAAUGGGGUUGCAGGUAGUCCUUCUCAGGUUAUGGGCCUCCCUAGAUCAUCAUGUUGGGCCAGAUUAUCGGCCCUUUUAGAAUUUAAGAUUUCAUAUGAGGAAGAGGAAAUUGAUAGAAUUUCCGACCCAAAGAGGAAAAAGAUUCUCCACAAUCUCAUAUAGUAGUGAGGAAUCUCUCACUGAGUAGAUGUGCUGGAGUUGAGUUUUGUGCGUGAAAAUGGAGUACAGAUGUGUUAAGUGCGGGUUUCGGAUCAAAACUCUGUUUGUGCAAUAUUCACCUGGAAAUAUUCGACUCAUGAAAUGUGAGAACUGCAGAGCAGUUGCUGACGAGUACAUUGAAUGUGAAAUCAUGAUCCUUUUGAUUGAUUUGAUUCUACACAAGCCACAAGCUUAUAGGCAUCUACUCUAUAAUGUCAUCAAUCCUGAGACCGUAAAUCUUGAGGGUUUAUUAUGGAAGUCAACUAUUGGUUUCGUUCUUCUGGAUGCUUACAGAAGCCUGCUUUUGAGGCGAAGCAAUGAAGAUCUGUCCUCGUCCAUGAAUUUUAAUUCUUUAGUUUGGCUAUGCCAAAAGAUGUUGAAGGAUGUUGUGUUCGGAAACAUUAUGUUUCUUUGUGUUUUUCUUCUUGCAUCAAGAUUUUGCCUAAACAUGUCAGCUGGAGUUCCCAGGUUCAAAGACCUUCUUCUUGCAAUCCUUAUUUCCAGUUACUUCAAGAUUUUUCUUGUUGCGAUGAUGAUAUGGAAAUUCCCAUCUUCUGUGAUAUUCAUCAUUGAUUUGCUUGUUUUAUCAUCCAAUAUAGUGGCUUUAAAAGUCAGUGAUCACAAAGUCAGCUAUGAACAGAAUUGUAGGGACCUGCUUUGUUGCUCAUGCUGUAAGGUUCUUUGUAAUUGAAGGGCUCAGUUUAAGAUCUUUUAGAUAAUCAAGACUUUUUUAACGGUCUGAUUGCCCUGUUACAUUUAAGCAGAUACAUGAUGUUGCUUUUUUUGUAAUAAGAUUAUGCUGCACAGCCACGGCUGCAAAUCAUUUUGAUGAUAAGGUACUUGUGAGUUUGAGUCAUUGGUUUUUGUAAUUUGGAGUGGGGCUUUCCCUUCACUUCCACGCUUGAUCCAGUGUAAAGAUCAUUUCUCAUGCUAAAUUAAUUGAAAAUUUUGUA